This is a messenger RNA of Saimiri boliviensis boliviensis (Bolivian squirrel monkey), 867 nucleotides long. NCBI's taxonomy places the organism in Eukaryota, Metazoa, Chordata, Mammalia, Primates, Cebidae. The record is from RefSeq and is a predicted model, not a curated record.
AUGGCUGUGUUGGGUGGGGCUGUAUCAGGACUGCAGGCCAUGGAUGUUGAGGACCUGGUGCCCCUGUGUCCACUGCGGGGACCUGAAUUCUUCAAUCCGAAGAUAAAUCCUUUUUUCUGGACGUUGGCUUGUGGGUUGUCCUGGGCAUCACAGACAGGCUUACAAUUUGAGACUGAUGAAAGCAAGGAAGGAGAAAGGGACAGGAAAACGCAAGCGGGAGGGAUGCGGGAGAAGCCGAGCUGGGAGUGCCAUAGUUGUCCCCAAGAGUUGUCCUUUCAGGCACUGCCAGCAGUGAUGAGUGCGGUGAGGGUGGCCGGCGUGGCCAGCAGCUAUUCGGUCACAGCCAACAGCUUCCCCGCUGCCACCGCAUCGGAGCAGAAGAGGGCUGUGCCACCCACGUAUGCCGAUCUUGGCAAAUCUGCCAGGGAUGUCUUCACCAAGGGCUGUGGAUUUGGCUUAAUAAAGCUUGAUUUGAAAACAAAAUCUGGCCGGUCCCAAGUGACCCAGAGCAACUUUGCAGUUGGCUACAAGACUGAUGAAUGCCAGCUUCAUACUUUUUUUUUUUAAAAUGUUUUAUACACUUUUGGCGGCUCCAUUUACCAGAAGGUGAACAAGAAGUUGGAGACCGCUGUCAAUCUCGCCUGGACAGCAAGAAACAGUAACACGUGCUUCGGAAUAGCAGCCAAGUAUCAGAUUGACCCUGACGCCUGCUUCUCGGCUAAAGUGAACAACUCCAGCCUGAUAGGUUUCGGAUAUACUCAGACUCUAAAGCCAGGUAUCAAACUGACACUGUCAGCUCUUCUGGAUGGCAAGGACAUCAAUGUUGGUGGCCACAAGCUUGGUCUAGGGCUGGAAUUUCAAGCAUAA